AUGGCUCAAUUUGACAUUAGCAAAAAAAAAACAAAUGAAUUUACUUAUACUGAAAUACUGGAAGAGGUUAAUAUAAGUAUUAUAUAUAUAGAAUAAUAUGUUGAAACGUAAAUUUUAAGAUUUAAUGAAGCAAAUCAAAUAAUUUGAAUAGGAAAGUAGAGGGUUAUAAUAUGAGAAUGAAAUAUUAUAAAAAUGCUUGACUUAAUAAAAAAGUAAUUAAUAAUAAGAGGUUAAAAAUAAAUAAGUCGAAGAUUAAAUUACAUAAUUAUAAGCAAUUCAUUAAAAAGAGAAAGAAUAUUGGAUAAGAGAUCAAUAAGAAUAAGUGAGUAGAAUCAAAUAAGUUUAAGAGUAAACUAAAAGAAUUUUAUAAGAUAAGAUAGAUAAUUUAGAGAAAGAAAAUGAAUUUUUAUAAAUGGAACUUGAAAAUAACAAAACUAUAAUUGAAAAUUAUGAAUUUUAAAUGGAGUAAAGUAAUUAAUAUAUGUGAGAACUAGUUCAAUAAAAUCAUAAGGCAGAGUUAAAUAAUUUGUAGAGAGAAAUAAAAUAAAAAUAAUACAGUAUUGACGAGUUGAAAUUGUAAAUAUAAGAAUAAGGGAUGAUAUCUUAAAGAAGUAAUAAUAAUUAGGAGUUAUUAAACAAGUUAAAAGAAGUUAUGUAUUAUUUAUUGUAAUUUUAGAGAUGAAUUAAAUAAAUGUAAGAAGAUUAUAUCAAAUUAAUAAAAUGAGAUUUAAUUAUAAUGUAGAUUAUUUGAUGAAUUAAGAUAAGAUUAUCAAAAAAAGUUAUGCAAAGAACGAUCUAAAUCAUAAAUGAGUUUCAAAGCAGCACAAGAAGUCAAAAAUGAAUAUGAGAAAAAAUAUUGCAAUUUGAUGGAAUAGAUAAUAAAAAACUAAACAUCAAAAAGUUGCAAUGCUUCAUUUAAAUUGUUGCCAAGUUAAAUGGAUUAGACAAUUAAUAAUGAUUUUUCUAGAAUAUCGAAUAAUUAAUCAAAUAAUAUGUAUUUAAUUAUAAUAUAAAUUAGUGGAGGUUUGAGCGCAAUAAAUAAAGCUUUGAGUGAUUCGAUGGAUGAUUAUGAAAAGAGUAUUUUGAAUAAUAUAUCUGGGAAUGCUACAAAACGUAAGCCAAGUAAAUCAGAAUGGGAAAAAAAAUAGAAAGGACAAUAAAGUAUUAUGAUUAGUGUAUCUCCAGAAAAUUAGAUGCGUCCUUAAUCUUAAUAAUAAGAGAUAUGUAUUAUAUUUUGAUAAAUAAUUUAGUUUCACCUAAAAUAUCUUAAAAAAGAGCUUAAUCUAUUCAUUCAAGUAAAGGAAUAAAAUAAUAUACAUUUAAUUUAUGUGAAUAUAAUGAAUCUCGUAAUUCAAAUGAUUCUGAUCAAUAUUAUAGUUAAUGCACUUAAUAAACAAGAUAAAGUAAGUUAACAUUAAAACCUUAAAAAUGCGGAGGUGAUUUAAAAAGAAAUUCUAAACAUUAAAAAUCACUUUCUACUUACAGAAGUGUAAAAGAUAAAGAAAAUCUUUAAUUUACAAUUCCAGAAGAGAAUUAAAAAAUAAAUAGUAUAAAUACUAGUAAAUAAUUAUAAAUUUUGGAAGAUAAAAAUGAGAGAUUGGAUACUAAUACAAAAUUUAAUUCUUUAUUAAAAGUAAUUUGA
Paramecium sonneborni is the source of this 1642-nucleotide messenger RNA. The record is from the annotation of a GenBank genome assembly. NCBI's taxonomy places the organism in Eukaryota, Ciliophora, Oligohymenophorea, Peniculida, Parameciidae.